GACAUUGGAAGAACGAACUUUCAAGAAAGAAGGCCUGCUAAGCCCGAAGACGUUUUAACAGUGUGUUACACGAGUGGAACAACGGGUCCACCAGGGGGAGCCAUCUUGACACAUGCCAAUCUUGUCGCUUACUUCUCAGCAUAUCAUUUGAUGAUGCUUCAGAACGGUUUUGAGCUGACAACAUGGUAUGUGAAACUGUUAUUUUUACCGCUGGCUCACAUGUACGAACGGAUAAAUCACUUUAACUUGUUUGUGGGCGGAGGAAGGAUUGAGUACUACAGUGGCGACAUCAGACAACUGCUAGAAAAGUGCAAAGAACUGAAGUAA
This is a messenger RNA of Stylophora pistillata, 327 nucleotides long. RefSeq names its product long-chain-fatty-acid--CoA ligase 6. The record is from RefSeq and is a predicted model, not a curated record. Gene Ontology annotation, biological process: long-chain fatty acid metabolic process. Lineage: Eukaryota; Metazoa; Cnidaria; Anthozoa; Scleractinia; Pocilloporidae. Gene Ontology annotation, molecular function: long-chain fatty acid-CoA ligase activity. Gene Ontology annotation, cellular component: endoplasmic reticulum; membrane.